Messenger RNA from Grus americana (Whooping crane), 3610 nucleotides. It is a transcript of the gene SH3KBP1, whose product is annotated as SH3 domain containing kinase binding protein 1. Bases 550 to 2607 code for a protein of 685 amino acids. Lineage: Eukaryota; Metazoa; Chordata; Aves; Gruiformes; Gruidae. The record is from RefSeq and is a predicted model, not a curated record. Gene Ontology annotation, molecular function: protein binding. The transcript has 19 exons.
CGCUCCCGGCGGCCCGAGGCGGCGCAGCGGCUCUGGCGCAGUCUCGCGACACUUCCCGCAGCGCCGAGCCGAGCCGCUCGCUCCGGCAGCAGCGGCAGCAGCAGCCGCCCGCGGCGGGUAGACCCAGCUGCUCCUCGCACCCUCGCCCUGCCGCACGCACCGACCGGUGGGGGAAGACGCCCAUCCCCGCGGCUCGGCAGCAGGCGCCUCUGGGCGCCCGGGCUCCUCUGCCCGGCGGCAGCGGGGACCCAGGUGGCUGGCAGGAGCUGAAGGCUGAGCCCCUUCUUUCGCCUCUUUUUUUUUUUUUUUUUAAUACAUACGAAUACAUAUGCUGAGGGAAGCCGAGGUGCUGCUAGCAAGACGCAGAAUGCAGCCCGGCUGCAGCGGGUGCUGAGAGCGGCAGCCGCCGGAGGAGGGAGCGGCUCUGUCAGCAGCCUCUUCUCCUUCCCGUGGCGGCGGCUCGGGCUGUCUCUCGCCCCCUUCGCCGUGGCCAGCCGCCUCAAACUUUCAGCCUGUUUCCGCCGCCAAGCAGAGUCCAGCUCGACAUAAAUGAUGGAGGCGAUAGUAGAGUGUGACUACAAAGCUCAACAUGAUGAUGAGCUGACGAUCACUGUAGGUGACAUAAUCACCAAUAUCAGGAAAGAUGAUGGAGGCUGGUGGGAAGGACAGCUCAAAGGCAGAAGAGGUUUGUUCCCUGACAACUUUGUAAGAGAGAUAAAGAAGGACAUGAAGAAAGAAAAUACUGCCAACAAACCACCAGAGAAGCCUAUAAAUGAAGUUUCCAAUGGAAGCCCUUUACUGUUGUCUGAGACAAUUAUUAGAACCAACAAAAAAGGAGAGAGAAACAGAAGAAGAAGAUGUCAGGUGGCCUUCAGUUAUAUGCCUCAAAAUGAAGAUGAACUGGAAUUAAAAGUUGGUGACAUCAUUGAAGUUGUGGGAGAGGUGGAAGAGGGCUGGUGGGAAGGUAUACUCAAUGGAAAGACUGGCAUGUUUCCUUCCAACUUCAUAAAGGAAUUGUCUGAUUCUGAUGAUGUUGGAAUAGCACAAGAAGAGCAAGUAAAGCCAAGAAAGUCUGCCUUUGAAGGGACAAUUCUGUACAGAGUGGCACCGACAAAGAUUGACAGCUACAGACGCUAUAACAGCCUAAAAGAUGCUACAGGCUCUGAGAGUGAUGGUGGCGACUCUUGCAGCACAAAAUCGGAAGGAGCCAAUGGAGGCACAACAAUCCAACCCAAAAAGGUCAAGGGUGUUGGCUUUGGAGAUAUCUUCAAAGACAAGCCUAUAAAGCUACGACCAAGGUCAAUAGAAGUUGAAAAUGACUUUCUCCCAGUAGAUAAGAGUGUUGGGAAGAAAUUACCUCCAGCCACAGCAACUCAGGAGCCAACAAAAAUAGAAGUGGACAGCAGAACAAAAACCAAGGAGUAUUGCAAAGUGAUAUUUCCAUAUGAAGCACAGAAUGAUGAUGAACUCACAAUCCGAGAAGGUGAUGUCAUCACACUUAUCAGUAAGGAUUGCAUUGAUGUGGGUUGGUGGGAAGGAGAACUCAAUGGCAGACGAGGUGUGUUUCCAGAUAACUUUGUCAAGCUUCUUCCUUCUGAGUUUGAAAAAGAGAGACCGAAGAAACCACCACCUCCAUCAGCUCCUGUCAUCAAACAGGGAUCAGGUACCACAGAUCGAAAGCAUGAAAUCAAAAAGGUACCUCCUGAAAGGCCAGAAUGUCUUCCUAAUCGAACAGAAGAAAAAGAAAGAUCAGAGAGAGAGCAAAAACAGUUAGACUUGCAGAAGCCUUCAGUUCCUGCUAUACCUCCGAAGAAACCUCGGCCACCCAAAGCAAACUCUGUGAAUAAACCUGGUACCUUGCCCCCGAGACGACCAGAAAGACCAGUUGUGCCUAUGACUCACACAAGGAGUGAUAGUCCAAAAGUGGAAUUAGUGGGCAGUACGGUAUCCAGCACUCUGGAGAAAGACUUCUCUGAAAGAAGCAAUGACAUCGACUUGGAAGGUUUUGACUCUGUAAUACCAAUUGCUGAGAAGCUUAAUCAUCCAACUACAACCAGACCAAAAGCUACUGGCAGGCGACCACCCUCCCAGUCUCUCACGUCUUCAUCCCUUUCAAGCCCUGAUUUCUUUGACUCACCAAGUCCUGAAGAAGAGAAGGAGGAACAUGUUUCCAUUACUCAUAAAACUAUUGAAGUGUCAAGGAAAUCAAGAACUGUUACAAUAUCACAAGUGUCUGAUAAUAAAACUUCCUUGCCUCCAAAACCAGGAGGUUUGGUUAGUGGCAGUAAUGUGCAACCAUCACUAUCCCCUUCACCGUCACCUGGAUUUCACCCAAUUGCUAUGGGAACAACAGGCCACAGGUCAAAUUCCCCAUCCCUGUUCGGUACUGAAGGAAAGCCAAAGACUGAGCACUUGAGCCAAGGUCAGACUGCCCUGGAGGAGCUGAGAACACAGAUUAAGGAGCUAAGAACCAUCAUUGAAACCAUGAAAGACCAGCAAAAAAAAGAGAUUAAACAGUUGCUGUCUGAGUUGGAUGAAGAAAAGAAGAUCCGUCUACGAUUGCAGAUGGAAGUUAAUGACAUAAAGAAAGCUCUUCAAUCAAAGUGAAUACUUGCUAGGUGGAAUGUUGCAUUAUUCUUUGUGACUGAGACUUAAAUUUAUGCCCCAGCCAAAAUAACUUUGUGCCAAAUGAUUUAAGAAUUGCCUCAACAUCCCUUUAUCUGAAGGAUUAGCACAACGGUUUUUGAUAGCACAACAAAACCACCAACAGCGAGGACAAAAUUUCCACCCGAAGCAGUGCGGUGCGGCACUAGUUGUGACUGAAAUUGAUCUUCUUGUGCUAAAGGCUCUCUACUUCAAGAUCCUAGGUGAAAUGAAAACUCAGGCAGUUUAGUCCAUAGUGGUACUAUUUUGAUGAUAUUUUUCCAUAAAUAAAGUGUAUUUCAGAUUAUCUGUUUACAAGCUUUAUGAUUUUGACUUUUGGUUUUUAAUUGUCUUUUGUCACAGAUUUUAAAAUGUUUGUACUGCAUAUAGCCAGGAAUGAAUGUUAACGUUGGGGCUGGAGGGAUUAUUUUUGCUUUGAGAUAGAACAGCCUACUUUUUGUUAUGGUUUUAAGUUCUGUUAAAUAUGCAAUUUUACGUCCCCAAAUGCCCUCCAAUUUAAACUUACGUUGUGUACAGCAAUGUAUUUACAAGAAGGAAAGAAACCAACAGAAAUCUGGUCUUUGCAAUGAUUUGUGCCUUCCUUUGCCACACACUGACCGGAGCUGGUUGCAAGCCAGGUCUCCCUAAUGUAGCUACCACGAUGACUCCUGUCCCCGGUGCCCGGCGGAGGUCACCUUCUCAGUGUUCAGCUGCUCAGUCAGUAGAGCCAGGUUUGUGCGAGGUGGCAGGACAAAAGGGCGCAGCUGAGAGCAGCUUUGUCUUGAGCAGCCGUGGCUUUUUAGCUUUCCUGGUUUUGAUAGGCCUCUCCCUCAACUUGAAUGUUCAUCUCCGCUUGAUUUUCAUUAGACGACUUAAACACCCGCCUCUGUCCCCAGUUUUGCACAGAGUGAACAGAAUAUGCAUUAUUAAAGCAAAAAUAAAGUAAUCUAUAAAACAUGAAUAAAAA